Molecule: messenger RNA, 367 nt
Organism: Raphanus sativus (radish)
Lineage: Eukaryota; Viridiplantae; Streptophyta; Magnoliopsida; Brassicales; Brassicaceae
Exons: 3
Coding region: 28-267 (79 amino acids)
Source: RefSeq, a predicted model, not a curated record
UGUGAUAUCGGGAAAAGGUUUUUAAAGAUGAAGUUGGUGUUUCUCAUGUCGUUCUUGCUCCUGCUUAUUGUGUGUUCUUCAGGAUUUGAGGAAGAUGGAGUGAUUGACACUGUCCAAUAUUCCUUAAACAAGGUUCAAGAGGCUAUUCCGAAGGUAACGGAUUAUGAGGAACCAGGCCCAAAUCCAGGACAUGACCCAACUAAACCCGGUUAUGGAAGGCCUCCACCACCGCACCACCGAAUAAGAAAUCCACAGAAUAAUAACUGAUAGCCACCGUGCUGAGGCAAAAAAAUAAUGUGUAAUAUGAUUAUAUUGGAGUAUUCCAGCUUUACAAUUAUGAUAUGUACUGCCGAAUCAAUCAUUUAAA